This is a messenger RNA of Oikopleura dioica, 585 nucleotides long. NCBI's taxonomy places the organism in Eukaryota, Metazoa, Chordata, Appendicularia, Copelata, Oikopleuridae. The record is from the annotation of a GenBank genome assembly.
AUGGAAUCGUCUGGCAACACCCCUGGAAAACUUGAGCAGCUUAGAAUCCGAAUUUCUCGCCAGUUUCAAACUAUCCUCGACAAAACCGUUCCCCUCACUGUUCCAAGAUGGUCCUUUGCUUUCACUCUUUACAUGAUUUACUGGGUCCGAGUCUGGUAUCUCAACGGCUUCCACAUCAUCACUUACGCGCUUCACAUUUAUUUCCUCAAUCUUUUCAUCGCGUUUCUCACACCAAAGGUUGACCCCAUGAGUUACGACGAUGCAUUAGAUGAGGACGAUUCCGACGGACAGCUGCCCACCCGAGGCGGCGAGUUCAAACCUUUUAUCAGAAGACUGCCCGAGUUCAAGUUCUGGUGCUGGGCAACGAGAGCAACGUGCGUUUCAUUUGCCAUGACUUUCUUUGAAGGAUUCAACGUGCCAGUCUUCUGGCCCAUUCUUGUCAUGUAUUUUAUCAUGCUCUUCGUCAUCACGAUGAAGCGACAAAUCAGACAUAUGAUGAAGCAUAAGUAUGUUCCAUGGACCUCAGGAAAGAAGAAAUUCCAGGGAAAAGAAGACUCCGGCACCGUGAUCGACCAGCGCUAUUAA